Molecule: messenger RNA, 2994 nt
Organism: Chanos chanos (milkfish)
Lineage: Eukaryota; Metazoa; Chordata; Actinopteri; Gonorynchiformes; Chanidae
Product: NACHT, LRR and PYD domains-containing protein 12
Exons: 9
Coding region: 1-2757 (918 amino acids)
Cellular component (GO): cytoplasm
Molecular function (GO): protein binding
Source: RefSeq, a predicted model, not a curated record
AUGGCCACGCCACAGGACGCGAAAAACAAAAAUGACGUUUUGUCCGAUGUUCAGCGUCUGCACAUGGAGACUGUGAAAGCCAAACUACAGAGUGAAACAACGCCCUCCUCCCUACUGGGUGGCCAGUCUGUGCCAGAACUUCUUCUCAACAACUACUACUUACCCGUGUCAGUGAGUGAGGAUGGAAGUGAAUGUCUUGAGCUAGACUCAGAGAUGUGCUCAACUGUGGAAGAGUUUCUCUCACAGGCAUUUUCUCCAGACAGUGAGGGCUGCAGGAUUGUUCUGUACGGAACUGUCGGUGUUGGCAAGACCACAGCGACUGAGUGGCUCCUUAAGGAUUGGGCCAGUGGCGCGUGCCUGCAGCAAUACACGCUGUUGCUGAAAGUAUGCGCGAGGGAGAUGAACAAACCUGCAGAGGAGUUCAGCCUGCAAAACCUGCUGCUUCGCGCGCACGCACACCUCACAGCUGAGUUUCUCUCCCUUGCCUUCCAGAGGCCCAACACUCUGCUCCUCAUACUUGAUGGGCUGGAGAACUGCCAAAACCUUUCGGACGUCUCUGGGUUGAUCUCCGACCCACUGCAGAAAGCAUCUGCCUCAGUGCUACUUGCCAGCCUGCUGAAGGGCUCUCUGCUGCCCGCUGCCUCUGUGUUGGUAACGUCAAGAGAACCAGUCAGUCUGGAGCCUGUGCAGUGUGUGCAGGUACUGGGUUUCUCUGAGGUCCAGUGGAGAACCUUCUUCCAGCGGUUCUUCAGCGAAAAAGAUGGGGCCGCACGGGUCUUCCAGCACUGCAAGCAGACCCUUGGAGUGCAGGAUCUGUGCGUGUGUCCUGCAUUUUGCUGGACGCUGUGCAGUGUGUUUAAAACCCAGCUACAGUCGGGGGAGGAGUUCCCUCAGACUCUCACCCAGCUCCUCAGCAUGAUCACAGUUAAACUACUACAGGAGCAGGGAAUGUGUGAGGAACGGAGAAGAGUUCUUCUGAUUGGUCUAGGGAGACUAGCCAACCAGUGUACUCCUUUCACAAACUACACCAGCUCCCAGUACACACAUAGUACCUUCUCAACUAGUCACAUCAUUGCGUGUGGUCUGCAGGAUCUCUUAGAUUCCCAAAAGCUCUUUGCAUUCAUUCGUAUGACCCAUGAUGUUGCCACCUCUGAUGGAACGUUCUGCUUCCUCUCUCCCGUAAUGCAAGAGUUUCUCGUGGCGCUUUCUUUCUACUUAGACCAAUCAGGGCCUGACGAGGGCAAGGCAGUGGUCGGGCGCUCGGGCCUCUGCGAUGCGUUUCUGGCCGGGCUCUCCGAUCCAUCGCAACGGAAGCUUCUGGAAGGCUCUGUGGGGGUUUUCAGAAGUGAACGCGUCUCCGAGUUCCGUGAUUGGCUGAGGGACAAAGCAGUUGAGGUGUUACAGGGUUUCGCAAAGGAGGAGCACAUCAACUGCAUGCGCCUCCUGCAGCACACCCAAGACCCAAGACUAAUCAGAGAGAGCGUCCAACCCAACAGCUGGAGGACUUUAAGUUACAGUCACCUGCAGGACCGAGACUACGCAACGCUGUCGUAUGUGACGAGCUGUUUGGAGGAAGUUAGGGAACUGAACUUGUACGGAAGCUCCUUAACGGAACAGCAGGUGCUCGCUCUUACACCCGCGCUUCGUCUGGCGCACUCCAUCACUCUUUCUCAGAGCACACUCAGCCCGGCUGUGGUAAGGCAGCUAGCAGCAGCAUUGAGCGACAGCCAUGUGACCGAUUUGGAUCUGUCCUCGACCAAACUGGGAGACGCAGGAGCGGACGUCCUCUUCCCAGGACUCACCCAUUCGGAUCUGUCGAAACUCAAGUUAUCGGCAUGUGCAUUGACGGAGGCAUGCGGUAAAUCACUGGCUAUUAUGUUGGCUGGUGGUUCUAAGCUGCGGAUAUUAGACCUGAGAGCAAAUGACCUGCGGGAUCAAGGUCUCAUUCCUCUUUGUGAUAUGCUCCGCAGCACUCAUUGCAAACUGCAGGAGCUCUGUCUUGACAGUUGUGAACUAACAGUUGCGUCAAUGCCAGCAUUGGCCUCUGCUCUGACUGGUGGUCUCUCAGGACUGAAGAGUCUGGACUUGAUGAGGAACUCAGUCACUGACCAGGGAGUGCAGUCCCUCUCCCAUGCGUUACAGGAGGGAAACUGCAGCCUGACCACUCUGAGGUUGUUUGAUUGCGAGUUAACUGGCUCCUGUUGCUCUGCUCUGGCUGCUGCUCUUCAGUCGGCAAACUGUUCUCUGACUGACCUGGAGCUGUCAGUCAAUGAACUCGGCGAAUCAGGAGCCAUGCUCAUCUGUGACGCCCUCAAAUCACCCAACUGUUCUUUGGAGAAACUAAGUAUUGUGAGGUGUGAGCUGACUGAAGCAAACUUCAGGGCUUUGGGAAGUGCAUUGGUGUCAGGAAUCUGUAAACUGAAGGAACUUUCAGUCGGACUCAACAGAGUUGGAGACAGUGGAGCAAAACACCUGUGGACUGCCCUCAAACACACACACUGUAAACUCGAGCUACUAGAUGUUGAGAUGCUGGACCUGACGGAUAACUGCGUUGAGGAGUUGUGUGAAGCAGUCGCUGCUAGCAACACUCUCUCAACGCUCAUCCUGAAGAACAACAAGCUCACCGAUUCCUCGGUUCUGCCCUUGGUCAAAAUGAUGCAGGAUCGACAGGCAAUGCAGGAACUUAACCUGCAGUAUAACGAAUUCAGCGAAGAUGUGUUUGAGCAAAUGGACACCUGCCCAAAGAUCAGAUACUGAUUCCACACAUUUCCUGCCCUUCUGGUCCAUAAAUGUUCACAACUGGUUCUCAGAGGGAAGCUCUGGAAUCAUUUUAUGUCAUUGUUAGUCAUUGUUAGCUUCAAGCCUCGCGCCACAUCACUGGGUGUAUCCUUCUGUAAGCCUUGGUUAGUGUUACAGAUUUGUUCCUUCCAGUUCACAGACCAAUUCUGUUGAGCGGUAAACAUUAUCAAUACUACCCAGACAUAAGCCUUUAUA